Molecule: messenger RNA, 3030 nt
Organism: Cebus imitator (Panamanian white-faced capuchin)
Lineage: Eukaryota; Metazoa; Chordata; Mammalia; Primates; Cebidae
Gene: ZNF577
Product: zinc finger protein 577
Exons: 5
Coding region: 609-1964 (451 amino acids)
Biological process (GO): negative regulation of transcription by RNA polymerase II
Molecular function (GO): DNA-binding transcription repressor activity, RNA polymerase II-specific
Source: RefSeq, a predicted model, not a curated record
UUCCAUUCCUUUUAGGAUCAAAGUGCCUAAAUGUCUGUGACCAUCUUUACCCUGCCUGCAGAAAGAUCAGGGCAGGCUUGAGCCUUUGAGAAACUAAGCAGUUUAUGUAGCGCCCCUGGCGAAUGUUGAAAAGCCAAGGUCCAGCAGUUCACCUGGCAUGGGAAAGGGUGGAAUGGGACGUUUUCAAUUGCUUUUCAUCGACAGAGUCUGCCUACGGCGCAAAAAGGGGGACUCCUCCUGCUGUACGGCGGUAGGCUUGAAAAUGGCUGCUCCCAGCAAGCAUCCCUUGGGCGCAACAUAUUGCAUCAUAAAGGCACGGCCCGCGCCGGUUUCCGAGUCUCUGGAAAAACGCGGUGUGACCCUAGACGGCCGCCAUCCCUAAAGCCUGCGAGGGUCGCGUUUGUAGCGUGCGGGGGUCGCGGGGUGGCUGGCUGAGGUGAGCGUUUAGAGAUUUAGGGUCCGUGACUCGCCUCCAGCGGUGGCGACAGAGGUCAUUGGUCAGUUGAGCAUUUUUGUCACCUGUAAAUAAUUUUAACCAGGUGGCAAGUGUAUAUGGAAUAAGAAGAACCUGUUUCUGCCUCUAACUUGGUGGAAAUAACAGGAAACACAUGAAAAAUGCCAUGAUUAUAAUGUCUGUGAGGAGAGAGCAAGGCAGUUCUUCAGGGCAGGGAUUAUUGUCAUUCGAAGAUGUGGCUGUGGACUUCACCAGGGAGGAGUGGCAAUUUUUGGACCCGUCUCAGAAGGUCUUGUACAAGGAAGUAAUGUCGGAGAACUACAGAAACCUCGUAUCAGUAGGUUUUGUUAUCCAGAACACAAGACAUGCAGGAAAAGAUUCUGAUGCAUUUGGUGGAUAUGGGAAAUCAUGCCUCCAUAUCAAGCGUGACGAAACCCUUACUGGAAUUAAAUACCAUAGAUGUGUUAAACCCAGUAGCACUAAAUCACAGCUCAGUGACCAUCAAAAAAUGUAUGCAGGAGAGAAACCACAUGAAUGCAGUGUGUGCGGGGGAGCCUUCUCCAGGAAAGCACAGCUUAUUCAACAUCAGAGAACUGAGAGAGGAGAGAAACCCCAUGGAUGUGGUGAAUGUGGGAAAACAUUUAUGAGGAAGAUUCAGCUCACUGAGCAUCAGAGAACUCAUACGGGAGAGAAACCCCAUGAAUGUAGUGAAUGUGGAAAAGCCUUCUCCAGAAAGUCACAGCUCAUGGUCCAUCAGAAAACCCAUACAGGAGAGAAACCCUACAGAUGCAGUGAAUGCGGAAAAGCCUUCAGCCGGAAGUGCCUGCUCAAUAGACAUCAGCGAUCCCAUACUGGAGAGAAACUCUAUGGGUGCAGUGUGUGUGGGAAAGCCUUUUCCCAGAAGGCAUACCUCAUUGCACACCAGAGACUUCACACAGGAGAGAAGCCUUAUGAAUGCAGUGAUUGUGGAAGAACCUUCUAUUUUAAGUCAGACCUCACCAGACAUCAGCGGAUUCAUACAGGAGAGAAACCUUAUGAAUGUAGUGAGUGUGAAAAAGCCUUUAGAAGCAAGUCGAAGCUCAUUCAGCAUCAGCGUACUCACACUGGAGAGAGACCAUAUUCAUGCAGCGAGUGUGACAAAGCCUUUGCCCACAUGUCAGUCCUCGUUAAACAUCAGAAAACUCACAUAAGAGAGAAAACCAUAAAUUCACUGAAGGUGGAGAAACCUUCUUCCAAGAGUCAUACCUCCUUGUACAUGAGUGAACUCAUACAAGAGCAAAACACUGUGAACACAGUACAUGUAGAAAUGCCUUCCUCAAGAACCCCUCCAUUGUUAAACAUCAGUGAGCUCCUAGUGGGUAGAAAUGUAGUGAUUAUGGAACCACCUUUUCCAAGAAAUCAAGCCUUUGUAGUGAAUCAGGAAUUCGAACAGGGAAUAAGCCUUGCAAAUGAAGUAAAUGUGGCCCCACCAGUAAUAAAUUAUAUCUUGUAUCUUACAGAUACUGUAUAAGAAUAAAUCUUCUGAUACCAGAAAGGUGGGAAAAUCUUUAGCAGGAAUCCUCCAACCAUUAUAUGCCAGAUAGCUCAUUUAGGGCUGAAAUUAUGGAGGCACUGGUGGUGGAGGACAUUUCUGUGAGAAGCUAAACCUGUUAAACACCAUUGAAAUCAUGUUGGAUAGAAAUGCAGGUGUUAUGAGGAAGCCCUUACCUGGAGAUGGUAUCUCAAUUGGUAUCAAAAGAAUUCUUACAGGAAUGUUUAUGAAAGAUUGUGAUGGUGUUUUUAGUGCUAAAUUGUGCCUCGUGUGUUAAAGAAACAGACAACUUUAGAGGCAAUGGAGAUGGAAAACAUUUUUGUAAAAUUUUUAUGGGAGAAUUUAUAGAAAAAAAGUCUUGAAAGUGAGACAUGAUGGAAACUCACCAAAUUAACACAUGUAUCACACUUUUAUGCCUUGAGAGUCUUGGAGGGACAUGUUUAAUAAAUGACAUCUUGAGCCCCAGGAAUAGUAUUAUGUAACGAAAACCUAUAAGUAUAAUAAAUAUGGAAGUAAAACUGUUAGUUUCUUAUGGUUUCUGCACCAAGCUAACACAGAUUUGAUGGCUUAAAGUGACGCAAAAUCAUUAUCCUACAGUUCUGGAGGUCUGGAGUCCAAAUGCAUCUCACAGGGCUAAAUCAAGCUGUUGACAGGGCUGCUUUUCUUUUCGGAGGCUCUAGGGGAGUGUCUUUCCUUGCCCUUCAAGCUUCUAGAAGCUGCCCAAAUUCUGUGGUUUGGGGCCUCCUUUCAAAACCAGCAGUGACCAGUCAGUCUUAUAUCACUCAUCACACUUGAAUGUUCUGUCUCUCUCUUCCAUGUUUCAGGACCCUUGUGAUUACAUUGGGAAAACCCAGAUAAACCAGGAUAAUCUCCCUAUCUUAAUAAUUAUGAUCCAAGUAUGUUAAAAUUUUUAUUGUAUAACCAGAGAAUCUUAUGGUCGUUACCUGUGAACAUUAUAGAUGCUCUUGAAAUGUUAAAGUCACGUCAGCACUGGAAAAUAACUCCUAAAUGUCCAGAAAGAACAUGAGAUUUAUGAUGCUUGAAA